Molecule: messenger RNA, 1821 nt
Organism: Bactrocera oleae (olive fruit fly)
Lineage: Eukaryota; Metazoa; Arthropoda; Insecta; Diptera; Tephritidae
Gene: CSN7
Product: COP9 signalosome subunit 7
Biological process (GO): COP9 signalosome assembly
Cellular component (GO): COP9 signalosome
Source: RefSeq, a predicted model, not a curated record
CGUACUGUACAGGUGCACAUUUGACAUUUGUCAUUCAACAACUGAUAUCAGCUGUUCCAGACGCUUUGUCACUUUUUAUUGUUUGCCGGAGUAAAUUUGUAAAGAUUCUAUAAAUUGUUAACUGUGAAAGAAGUAAAAGAAAUCAAGCACGUUAAAAUGACUCAAGACAUACUAAUGAAGAAUGAUGAACCCACGACUACAAAUGAUGCCUCGCGUAAUCAGCUGAAGCAGUAUUGUGCGACUGCUAAAUCCUCCACAGGCAUGCAACUAUUGGAUGUCGUGCGCCAAGUGCUGGAGGCUUCUUCUAUUUAUGUAUUUGGCGAACUGCUUGCAUUGCCCAACAUACAAGAGCUUAAAGAUGGAGCUCACUCCAAGUACUUGAAUACACUAAAUCUAUUUGCUUACGGUACUUACAAACAAUACCGUCUACAGCCGGACGAAUACAUAGAAUUAACCGCUACAAUGCAGAAAAAAUUACAACAUUUGACUAUCGUUUCUUUGGCUAUUAAAAACAAAUGCAUCCCUUACGAAGUGUUGUUGGAGGAGUUAGAAAUCAAUAAUGUACGCCAUUUGGAGGAUGUUAUAAUUGAAGCAAUUUAUGCCGACAUUAUACACGGCAAACUUUUCCAAAACAACCGAUUUCUUGAAAUCGAUUUCGCUCAAGGUCGUGACAUACCACCUGGCUAUACCUCCAAGAUCGCCCAAACGCUAACGCAGUGGGUGGAGUCGUGCGACGCCAUCUCAAAUUGUAUUGACAUGCAGAUAACACGCGCCAACUCGGAGAAGGCGCGCGGUCUGAAGAACAAGGACCACAUCGAACAGGAGAUAAUUAAUUUGAAGAAAGUUUUGAAGACUCAAAUCAGCGACAACGAUGAUACUAUGCAAAUCGAUACGCGCGAAUCAUCCAGCUUGGAUCUGCGCCGGAAGCCCUUCAAGACGAAAGGUUCACGUCUACAUCACGCACCCAUGGGUAAGUUAACAGGCAAGACCUCAACGUCCAUAGAUGCAGGUGGCAGCAUAGUCAACGGCAGCGCUGCCGUCGUCGAAAGUGCUGGUGAUGGCGAAAGAGGAAUGGCAAACGUUACCAUGGCGGCUACAAGCACGAGCUCUCUCACCAGCACGUGGUUGAAGGCAUUCACACAAAGUUUUGACAAGGAGUAGCUUUGACAGUCGCAGCUGCUGCUGCUGCUGCUGUUGCUGGAGAAAAGGCUGCAGCACAACAAACUUCCAUCAAAAUCAACUUUUUGCCAUAACUAACAACUUGUACGCCUAACGGUCAAGCGUGCGUCAAUUGUGUGCACCAGCUUCAUUUAAUGGCUUGACAAGCGCCUUCGAGAUGACUAGACAGCUUGAAGCGCGUGCGUGGAGACAACUUCGGCGAUGACUUGAUGGCAGCACGUCACACAGUUUCAUUUAAUUAAGCGGCUUCAUUUUAAUUUUGUUAUGCUGAUGGUAGAAAGUUUUUAAUUGUUUACCUAGCCGUGCGGUAAUUGCGUUCAUUUUCAUUUGCAUUUGCUUUGCGCUCUUGCCUCGCUUGCUUCUUAUUCUCAUGUUUCGCACUUUUGUAGCAGCUAAAGAUUUUCUGUGAUUUUUUCUGUCUUAGAUGAGCUUUAUUUAAAUGAACAUAAACUUUCCGGUUAAAAAAACGGUACCGCAUUAGCGAAUUCCUUACGCGCUAAACUAGUAAAGCUAGUAGCUGAAAUGCAAAUUGUGUUGCCAUUUAUGUACUAACUUUCUCUGUGCAAUGUAUUUGAGUCUAAUUUAACUUUUGCUUUUAUUUAUUUUUCGGUUUCGCACAUCCCUCACGACUCACGACUCACC